Messenger RNA from Cervus elaphus (red deer), 1199 nucleotides. RefSeq names its product autophagy related 3 (gene ATG3). Lineage: Eukaryota; Metazoa; Chordata; Mammalia; Artiodactyla; Cervidae. The coding region runs from base 71 to 1015 and encodes 314 amino acids. Gene Ontology annotation, molecular function: Atg8-family ligase activity. Gene Ontology annotation, cellular component: cytosol; cytoplasmic ubiquitin ligase complex. Gene Ontology annotation, biological process: nucleophagy; autophagy of mitochondrion; autophagosome assembly. The transcript has 12 exons. The record is from RefSeq and is a predicted model, not a curated record.
UGACUCUUGUUCCCUGCCCCGGCUGCCCUUUUCACGCCUUCGCGGGGCCGGCCGCCCCUCCGGCCCCAGGAUGCAGAAUGUGAUUAACACGGUGAAGGGAAAGGCACUGGAAGUGGCUGAGUACCUGACCCCGGUCCUCAAGGAAUCCAAGUUUAAGGAAACAGGAGUUAUCACCCCAGAAGAGUUUGUGGCAGCUGGAGAUCACUUAGUCCACCACUGUCCAACAUGGCAAUGGGCUACAGGGGAAGAAUUGAAAGUGAAGGCUUACCUACCAUCAGGCAAACAAUUUUUGGUCACCAAAAAUGUUCCGUGCUACAAGCGGUGUAAACAGAUGGAAUAUUCAGAUGAAUUGGAAGCUAUCAUUGAAGAAGAUGAUGGUGAUGGGGGAUGGGUAGAUACUUAUCAUAAUACAGGUAUUGCAGGAAUAACUGAAGCAGUUAAGGAGAUUACACUGGAAAGCAAGGACAGUAUAAAACUCAAAGAUUGCUCAGCUUUAUGUGAGGAGGAGGAAGAGGAAGAUGAAGGAGAAGCUGCAGAUAUGGAAGAAUAUGAAGAGAGUGGAUUGUUGGAAACAGAUGAGGCUACAUUAGAUACAAGGAAAAUAGUAGAAGCUUGUAAAGCUAAAACUGAUGCUGGAGCUGAAGAUGCUAUUUUGCAAACCAGAACUUAUGACCUUUACAUCACUUAUGAUAAAUAUUACCAGACACCACGACUAUGGUUGUUCGGCUAUGAUGAGCAACGGCAGCCUUUAACAGUUGAGCACAUGUAUGAAGACAUCAGUCAAGAUCAUGUGAAGAAAACAGUGACCAUUGAAAAUCAUCCUCAUCUCCCACCACCUCCUAUGUGUUCAGUUCACCCAUGCAGGCAUGCUGAGGUGAUGAAGAAAAUCAUUGAGACUGUUGCAGAAGGAGGGGGAGAACUUGGUGUUCAUAUGUAUCUUCUGAUUUUCUUGAAAUUUGUACAAGCUGUCAUUCCAACAAUAGAAUAUGACUACACAAGACACUUCACAAUGUAACAAAGAGAGCAUAAAAUCUAUCCUAAUUAUUCGUUUUGAUUUUUAAGGAAUUAACCCAUAGUGACCAUUGACCAUAUUCACCAAUAUGUACAAUUUCUCUAAUAAAGAGACUUAUGUUUAUGCAUUAAAUAAAAAAAGUUCCACCACCAGCCUUAUUUGUUUAAUAAAAAUGAGUGUAAAGAGA